AUGAAUGAACGUAGUAAGGAUGCCAGAGUUUUUGGUUUUGAACAGAGAAUUCCAGGAAAUAAAGGAAAACGUACCUAUUUAGUUACACACCCAAAACAUUUAUGGCAAAUUCAUAAAAAGAGACCAGUAGAAGAAAGAUGUACAUAUGAAGUAAUUGUAAAAGAUUCUCCAUGUAAAUUAUAUUUUGAUUUAGAAUUCAAUAAAACAAUUAAUCCUGGAAAAGAUGGAUCAGAAAUGGUCAAUAUUUUUAUUGAGUAUGUCUGCAAGAGUUUGAAAGAAAAAUAUAAUGUAUAUUGUGAUAAAUCAAAUGUUUUACAGUUGGAUGCCAGUGACAUUAAAUGGAACUUCAUUUCUUGUUUGUUUUUCUACCACAAGUCUGAUUUGUUAUUUUCACUAUCAACUCAGACACUUGCAAUCACUUCCAUGUCAGCCAUGUUUAUUCUUUUACACUUAAUAUUUGUUUUAAAUGGAUUUUGUUUUAAAAAUAAUAUAGAAACUGGUAAAUUUGUUAAUUAUGUUUGUUUAAAUAUAAUGAAUCAAAUAUCAUCUGAAAAUACUUCUAACAAUAGUUUAUCAUCAUCUGAUUUGUUGAAACUCUUAAUAAAAGGUAAAGAUGGGAAAGAGACUUUAUUUUGUGAUUUAGGUGUUUAUUCAAAAAAUAGAAAUUUUAGGCUUUAUUUAUCAACAAAAUUUCAUAAAAAUGCUCCAUUAAUUUUGUCAGAAGAGAAUAAAUAUAAAAAUUUUCAAAAUGAUACAGGAGAUACUGAAGAAAACAUCUUCUUAGAUUCUUUGAUUACUUAUUUCAGGUUAAAUGAACAAAUGGAAUUGCUGUGUUGGGAUGAACCUGUAGUAAAAUGUAUCAAUAAAAUUGAAGAAUUUUAUGAGGAUGAUUUUAAAAUGAUAGUUUCUUCAGAACAUCAUCAUGGCUUUCAACAUUCUCCUUAUCCAGAAGUCGACAGUUUCAUUCGGAACAUUGUAGAAAAUAAUAAAACCAGACCAGGCUAUAUUCGUCAUUGGUCAUAUUUUCCAGAAAGUGAAAGAGUACUUUAUGAUAUAGGAAACUACAGAUAUUGUGAAAAUAUUGGACGCCAUCAUAAGAGCAAUCAUAUAAUGUUCAUAGCCUGUUUAAAAGAAGGCACAUAUUAUCAAAAAUGUUAUGAUCCUGAAUGCAGAAGUCAACAGUUUCGGUCAAAAAUUAGGAAAUUACCACCUGAAACAUUACCUGCAUUUUUUGCUCAAGAUACUUUUGUAGAAUUGAAUGAUAUUCCAGAAGCUGAAGAAAAGGCAUUACUGGAAGCUGUAUUAUUAUUGGAAAAUUCUCCAGAAUUCAAAAAUAUAUUAAAUGACACAGGUUAAAGUGUGGCUUGUAUGUGUAAUAAUUUAUAAAGUAAACCAUGUUUUUAUUUAAAUUACCAUUGCAUUGAAAUAUUUAUAAUACUUUUCAUUAAUUACAUUUAUUCUGGUGUUUUGGAAUUAAUGGGAGGUAAUUUUUAAAAGUUUACAUUUAAUUAUUGCAAAACAAUAUAUUAAAUUGUUUAGAAUUUGAAAACAAUAAUCUGUUUCAAAAAUGUUCAAUUAAAACCAGGUAAAUAGAUUUUCUAUAGUUUACAAUUUUUUCACAUAUACUGUACAAGCAAAUAUUUAUUAAUCUUUUAAAUAGAUACUGCUGUUCAGCAUUACUGACAUGUUAUUUUUUCACUUGAUCAUACAAUUUAUGAUAAAUCUUGUGUACAAAAUUUACAAAAUUUUAUAUUUUUUAUGGUCUCCUACAUUUCCAUUUGCAAAACCAAAAUAAUCCAAGCUAUUUUUAUGUAGAGAUAUCUUGUGUCAAAAAAGAAAUAAUCAUCAAUUUCUUUAAUUUUAAAAUUUAUCUAAUUAAU
This is a messenger RNA of Centruroides sculpturatus (bark scorpion), 1880 nucleotides long. RefSeq names its product DNA-directed primase/polymerase protein-like. Gene Ontology annotation, molecular function: chromatin binding; DNA-directed DNA polymerase activity. The record is from RefSeq and is a predicted model, not a curated record. NCBI's taxonomy places the organism in Eukaryota, Metazoa, Arthropoda, Arachnida, Scorpiones, Buthidae. Gene Ontology annotation, biological process: replication fork processing; error-prone translesion synthesis; mitochondrial DNA replication. The transcript has 13 exons. Gene Ontology annotation, cellular component: nucleus; mitochondrial matrix. Bases 1 to 1356 code for a protein of 451 amino acids.